Molecule: messenger RNA, 2697 nt
Organism: Hibiscus syriacus
Lineage: Eukaryota; Viridiplantae; Streptophyta; Magnoliopsida; Malvales; Malvaceae
Product: oxysterol-binding protein-related protein 2A-like
Cellular component (GO): membrane; cytosol; intracellular membrane-bounded organelle
Molecular function (GO): sterol binding
Source: RefSeq, a predicted model, not a curated record
AACUGUAAACCAAAGCUUAAACUCUCAACUAACGAUACUCCCAAAAAGCCGUUUUUGUUUGUUGCAGCAGUUGAUUCAGUUGUGAUCGAGAUCGGAGGAGUUAAAAUUUAAAAACAAUGCGGAUGAAGGAAAUGCAGCCGCUAUGUUGUAUAUCAUUGGAGAGUCCAGGCAUCGGCGACCAGUCACCGGAGAUUUCGUUGACUCGAUCUCGGAGCAUGCCGGUUGAGUCUUUAUCCGGAUCUGAAACGGGGAAUGCGACGAGGUUGACGACGGGAGGGUCCGAAGGUACCGUCGCUGGAAUUCUCUACAAGUGGACUAAUUAUGGGAAAGGAUGGAGAUCCAGGUGGUUUUUGCUUCGUAAUGGAAUGCUGUCUUACUCGAAAAUUUGCCGGUCGGAGAGUCUGAACAUCCCCUCCCCCGAUGAAGUCAGAUGGAUCGGUGAUAUCUCGACCAAUCGGCUUUUGAGGACCGACAGUUGUAGCGGUAGACGGAGGAACCAGAAAACCGUUGGCAUUGUUCAUUUGAAGCAGAUUUCAUCAUUCCGGGAGAGCAAAUCUGAUGAUAGACGGUUUUACAUUUUUACUGCUACAAAGACCCUUCAUUUGAGAACUGAUUCAAAGAAAGAUCGGGUUGCUUGGAUACAAGCUUUGAUAUCAACCAGGAGCAUCCUUCCGCUGAGACCAUUAAACGAUAAUCUCAACCUUGUACCCCAUGAUUUGUCUAUAUCAACUGAUAGGCUCAAGAAACGGUUGCAUGAGGAGGGAAUCAGUGAUAACCUUGUGAAGGAUUGUGAGAAGAUUAUGCUCUCAGAGUUCUCAGAGAUACAAGGGCAACUUAAAGUUCUUUAUGAAGAAAGAUCUAAUUUGCUCGACACAUUAAGGCAAUUGGAGGCAGCUAAUAUUGAAUCUGAAACCUCUGGAUUUCAAGGAGAAUAUCAGUUGACGAAGCAUGGAUAUUCCAAUUUGGGGCAUGGAAAUAGUGAAUGCAGCACUACAGAAUCAUCUGAUGAUGUAGAGAAGCAAGAGCUCGAGGAAGUUUUUCAUGAAGAUGGAACCUUGUUCUUUGAUACCAAAGAGUAUUUUACUGAAGCUGCAAUCGAUCAUGCAGAUAAUCUGAAAGAAACUGAAAAUCAAUUUGGUAAUGUGGAAAAGAUGCAUGCUGAUAAAGGAGAUUGUGAUUCCAGAUAUCCUCAAAUUGAGAGACGGAAAAAGCUUCCUGAUCCAGUCGAAAAAGAGAAAGGGGUUAGCCUUUGGUCUAUGAUCAAAGACAAUGUGGGAAAGGAUCUCACACGAGUAUGUCUCCCUGUUUACUUUAAUGAACCAAUAUCAUCCCUUCAGAAAUGUUUUGAGGACCUAGAAUAUUCUUAUCUUUUGGACCGAGCAUACGAGUAUGGAAAAGAAGGUAACAGUCUCCAGAGGAUUCUUAAUGUUGCUGCAUUUGCUGUUUCCGGGUAUGCUUCCUCUGAAGGCCGACAUUGUAAGCCCUUCAAUCCAUUGCUAGGGGAAACUUAUGAAGCAGACUAUCCUGACAAAGGACUUCGUUUCUUCUCUGAGAAGGUUAGUCAUCACCCAACCCUUAUUGCCUGUCGUUGUGAAGGGCGAGGGUGGAAAUUCUGGGGCGACAGUAACCUGUGCACAAAGUUUUGGGGGCGUUCAAUUCAGCUCGACCCUGUUGGAGUUCUGACCAUAGAGUUUGAUGAUGGUGAAAUAUUUCAGUGGAGCAAGGUAACAACUAGUAUUUAUAACCUUAUCCUUGGUAAAGUAUAUUGCGAUCACCAUGGCUUGAUGUGCAUUCAUGGGAAUCGCCAGUAUUCAUGCCAACUCAAAUUCAAAGAGCAAUCUAUUCUUGACCGGAACCCUCACCAGGUUCAUGGAUUUAUUGAAGACCUUUCGAGUAGAAAAGUUGCAACAUUAUUUGGCAAAUGGGAUGACAGCAUGUAUUACAUCAACGGUGAUGGCAAUGGCAAUGGCAAUGGCAGUGGCAAUGGCAAACCAAAGGACUGCAGUCCUCCAUCGAGUGCCACCUUGCUAUGGAAGAGGAACAAACCACCUCCUAAUCUGACUCGCUACAAUUUAACAUCAUUUGCAAUUACACUAAAUGAACUAACGCCUGGACUGCAGGAGAAGCUCCCACCUACGGACUCAAGGCUUCGACCAGAUCAACGCCAUUUGGAGAAUGGGGAAUAUGAUAGAGCAAACGCAGAGAAACAACGAUUAGAGAGGAGGCAGAGAAUAUCGAGAAAACUACAAGAAAAUGGGUGGAAGCCUAGGUGGUUCCAGAAAGACGAUGAAAAUGGAUCCUUCCGUUACGUGGGCGGUUACUGGGAAGCAAGAGAACAGGGAAAAUGGGAUGACUGUCCGAAUAUAUUCGGUGAAUUCGAAGAGCUUGUUGAUUCCUCUGAAUAAUAAUGCCAACUUCACUUCAAGAAUUGGCAUACAUUGCGGACAAUGAAUGACGGAGCAAAUCGAAUCGAUAAACACGUAAGUUGCUUCUGCAAAGAUUGCAGACAGUAGAUUCAUAUUGGUCGUCCCAAGAGACAGCCAAAUUAAGAAUAUGAACCUUCAAGUGAGUAGAUAUAGUAGGUAUAGGUGAGAGUCUGAAGAGUGGGAGUCCUUUGUGUAAUGUAAUGUCUCGAUAGUUCAUUUAUUCUAUAGUCCUUCACUCCAAAAUUUAAUUUCAUAAUUAUUUGUAUUUCCA